Molecule: messenger RNA, 1363 nt
Organism: Myodes glareolus (Bank vole)
Lineage: Eukaryota; Metazoa; Chordata; Mammalia; Rodentia; Cricetidae
Source: RefSeq, a predicted model, not a curated record
AUGUGUAUCUGUGUGAAGGUGCCGGAACUCUUGGAGCUUGAUGGGGUAAUAUGCCAGGAGAGCUACGCAGGGAAACAGAAAGCCAAGGUCAGUGGCCCUGAUUACCUGCCCUGGGCGUGGAGAGGAGGGAGGGCUGGAGGGGCCAAGUGUCUCAAACCUGUCUGUCUGCUGCCAGCCCUACAGCUGCUGCUGUGGCACAGUGUACUCUGGGCAGGACAAGAGGCCGCUCCGCUAGUCUCUGUCACCUCUCUGCCACCACCCCUGCCUUUGCCCCGGAGCUUCCUACUUAAGUCCUUGGAGCAAGUGAGGAAGAUUCAGGCUGGAAACUCGGUGCUGCUGGAGCAGUUGUGUGCUACCUACAAACUGUGCCACCCGGAGGAGCUGGUGCUGCUCGGCCACUCGCUGGGUAUCCCGCAGGCCUCUCUGAGCCGCUGCUCCAGCCAGGCUCAGCAGCUGACAAAGUGCCUGAGCCAGCUCCAUGGAGGACUCUUCCUCUACCAAGGCCUCCUUCAGGCCCUGGCAGGCAUUUCUCCCGAGUUGGCUCCCACCUUGGACGCGCUGCAGCUGGAUGUUGCCAACUUUGCCACCACCAUCUGGCAGCAGAUGGAAAGCCUGGGGGUGGCCCCUACGGUGCAGCCCACUCAGGGCGCCAUGCCCACCUUCACCUCUGCCUUCCAGCGCCGGGCGGGAGGUGUCCUCGCCACUUCCCACCUGCAGAGAUUCUUGGAGACAGCUCACUGUGCUCUGAAGCACCUGGUCCAGCCCUGAGCAAAGCCCUUUCCAGCUAUCUUAUUUAUCUAUUUAAUAUUUAUGCUUAUUUAAACCUACUAUUUAAAGAUGGAGAAGAGAAAAUGGAGCACCAAGCUUCUAGGCUCUUCUCUCCACUCCUGAGUUUUGUUCUCCUGCUUGCAACAGAGAGGAGAAGCUCUUGAGUCCUCUGGCCCCCAGGGCUGGAGGAGAUAGGUAAAUACCAAGUAUUGAUUCCUGAGGCUGCUCCAGGCACCCAGUCUGUGGCGGUACACAAGAGCCGCAGUGAGCCCCACCACCCCUGUCUCAGGGGCCCCGGCAGCACCAGGAGGUCUCCCUUUUGGGAGACAAGACAACCCUGUUUAAUAUUUAAACAGAAGUGUUCCCAAACUGGGUUUUUGUAUCCCUUGCUUUGCUCAACCACAUCGCACUUUCCCUGUCCCCAAAGCGGCAGAAGCAGCCAGGUUUGGCCCUGGAAUUUACUGGAUUCUUUGUUAGGGCCUUCCUGGACUGGGGAGGGGGGCGGGUAAGAGAGAAAAGGCAGGAGGAACCCGCGGGGAGGGUAAGGCAGGGAAGCCUACCUGUCUAAACUCCCUGUAGGCCCCACUUGCUUACU